Symbiodinium sp. CCMP2456 is the source of this 1593-nucleotide messenger RNA. The record is from the annotation of a GenBank genome assembly. Lineage: Eukaryota; Dinophyceae; Suessiales; Symbiodiniaceae.
GUGCAAAAGCAGCAGGAGGCCUCGUCCAAGAGUAUCGAGAUACUCAGAGAGCAGCACCAACAGUCGCAGGGGGCAGUAUUGCAACUCCUUGAGCGAGUUGAAAAGGCCGAUGUGCCGGAGAAGGAGUGCAGCUAUUCACUGCCGGUGAUCCAAUACCGUCUUGAACAGGCGGAUGGCGACCUGUCUCCGCAGGUGCUUAUGGAUGAGGCGGACGAUAUCCUCGACCCGCCGAACGACGAUGCAAAGGCUGGUCACGAGGCCUCGAGGACCUCGAAAUCCUCACCAGACCGGAAGUCAGCCACGAAGAAUGGCAUGAAGAACCUUCAGCUGUCCAAAAACGGGGCGUUGAAGAAGGUUGUUGCCGAGAUGAUGCUGGACACCGGCUCCAAGGAAAAUUUGGAGCUGGCAUCUUGGUGGAAGCGGAUGCGGCGUCGAGCCUUAACCUUCGUGAACUCAAAGCAGUUCGAAGCUUUCACCUGCUGCGUCAUCGUGCUCAACAUGAUGAUGCUUGGGAUCGAAGCCGAAGUUUCCUUGAUCAACGAGAACGAAGAGGUGGUCUGGGCCACCUGGGUGGAACGUAUCUUCUUGGCUAUCUACACGGCUGAAUGUGCUCUGCGCGUUUUUGCGAAGGGCAGCGAGGCUUUCAGGAAUAUGUGGUUCCUCCUGGACUUCUUCUUGGUCAUCGUCGGGGUUCUGGCACUUGUGGUUUUUCCGCUGGUGGGCACUGCCGCGGGCGGCAUCGAGAAGAUUUUGGUCGUCCGCGGUCUACGGCUCCUCCGCCUCGCGCGAGCAUUACGGAUGGUCGGACGACUGAAGGUCAUUUGGCGCCUUGUCUAUGGGCUGAUCACCGCAGGGCAGACGAUGUUCUCCACCACGUUGCUGAUUGGUCUGGUGCUCUUCAUCUGCGGCUGUGUGUCAGUGGAGAUCAUCACCAAAAACAAGGCAUUCUGCCGAGAUCCCACAUCCGAGACGUGUCAAGUGGUGAACAAGCACUUUGCGGACCUGGGCACAUCGAUCCUCACCCUCGUGCAGUUCGUCACGCUCGACUCCAUCGCCGAAGUCUACUUCCCGAUCAUCGUGCAGCAGCCUCUCUUGCUGGUCUUCUUCUUGCCGAUCCUGAUGUUCGUGUCCAUCACUCUGAUGAAUCUCAUUACGGCGGUUCUGGUCGAGAACGCGUUGGAGUUCGCAGCCCAUGAGGCCGAAGCCGAACGAAUCAAGACCAAGCAGCGGGUCAAGGAAGCGCUCCCCCGGCUCUUGGAGAUUUUCAACGAAAUCGACGAGGAUGCUUCGGGAUGCGUCACGCACGACGAGAUCGAGAAGGUUUCUGUGGACGUCUUGCCGCCGCGGCUCUUGGAAACUGUAUCAGUGGACAGCAUGACAGACCUCUUCGAACUCUUGGACGUUGAUGGGAGCGGCCGCCUCACUCGCGGGGAGUUCGUGGAAGGCCUUUUGAACCUCGUCCUCAUGGACGUGCCUAUCUGGACGAUCCAAUCCUUGAAACUCCUUCGGCUAAUACGAGGCCAGACAUUGAAGCUGGACGAAGAGCUUGCUUCACUGAAGGCUUCUCUCUCCAAAGACGAAGGGGCCAUUUAA